Molecule: messenger RNA, 6364 nt
Organism: Solenopsis invicta (red fire ant)
Lineage: Eukaryota; Metazoa; Arthropoda; Insecta; Hymenoptera; Formicidae
Gene: pins
Product: G-protein-signaling modulator 2
Exons: 8
Coding region: 286-2118 (610 amino acids)
Molecular function (GO): protein binding; GTPase regulator activity
Source: RefSeq, a predicted model, not a curated record
AGUUUCGCCUAUACCGACGGCGCCAUUUGUUUGGACGCGCUGUAAGUGUAGAAUCGUUUCACAUUAAAGCUCUUCGCUUCGGAGUAAAGUGAUUCAGGGGCUAUGCUCAGAGGAUGGUGCGACAGUGAGUUGAUUCCUACAAUCGGAGUUCUUGAGUAUCAUGCUGCGAGGAGCAAUUACAACUAUAUUACGAACCGAUAGCAACGUACGGCCGUCUCGUUUCAACAGUAUUCGAACGAGUCGUGUCUCAUUCUGCUGAAGAAAAGGUAUCGCGAAUAGGCUAGAAUGUCUUUAAGUGCCAGCGCGGAGAAUCUGUCGUCCGAGGGACAAAACAGCGAGAGGUGGAACAUGUGCCUGGAACUGGCGUUGGAGGGCGAACGCUUAUGCAAGGCAGGCGAUUGCAAAUCUGGAGUGGCAUUCUUCCAGGCGGCAAUCCAGGCUGGCACGGACGAUCUGCGGAUAUUAAGCGCAAUCUACAGCCAAUUGGGUAAUGCAUACUUCUACCUGGGUGACUAUGUCAAGGCGAUGCAGUAUCAUAAGUUGGAUCUGACUCUUGCCCGGAAUAUGGGCGACAAACUAGGCGAAGCUAAAUCCAGUGGAAAUUUGGGCAACACACUGAAAGUUAUGGGCAAGUUUGACGAAGCCAUGAUAUGCUGCAAGAGGCACCUGGAAAUCUCCAGAGAAAUUGGCGAUAAGCUUAGUGAAGGAAGAGCCCUAUACAAUUUAGGAAACGUAUAUCAUGCGAAAGGCAAGCAAGCAGGUAGAAUAGGUCAUCAGGAUCCAGGAGAAUUUUCUGAGGAUGUUCGACAGUGCUUGCAACAGGCUGUGCGCUAUUACGAAGAAAAUUUAGAGCUCAUGAGAGAACUAGAGGAUUCAGCAGCUCAAGGUAGAGCAUGUGGCAACUUGGGUAAUACAUUCUACUUGCUGGGCGAUUUUCAACAGGCCAUUUAUUAUCACAACGAACGUCUAAAAAUCGCCAGAGAAUUUGGUGAUAAACCAGCUGAGAGGAGAGCCAACAGCAAUUUAGGAAACUCGCAUAUAUUUCUAGGCGAGUUCGAAAAGGCUGCGCAGCAUUACAAGAGGACCUUAGUUCUUGCACAAGAGUUGGGAGAUCGUGAGGUAGAGGCGCAAGCAUGUUACUCUUUGGGAAACACGUAUACUCUCCUGCGCGAUUACUCGGCGGCUAUAGAAUAUCACUUAUGGCACUUGAGUAUAGCUCAGCAGCUAAAGGAUCGCGUCGGGGAAGGACGUGCCUGCUGGUCACUUGGCAACGCGUACGCCGCAAUGGGCAAUCAUGAAAAAGCUCUACACUACUCAAAUCUGCAUCUACACAUCUCAAAGGAGCUGGAAGAUCAUAUGGGUCAAGCAACCGCGCAGAUGAACGUCGAUGAUUUACAAAAAAUUCUUGGUCUAGAAAAGAAUCCGCAAGAGAGUAACAAGGAGAAUCUAAACACGCAAAAAUUAGCCACAAACGCGACGACAAAUGUUCCGACAACUAUGCCCUGUAGAUAUAGACUCAGACGACAAAGCAUGGACAAUCUCGAUCUCAUUAAGCUCACACCUGACGCAAAGCAGAAAGACAAAUCGGAAAUCGUGUUAGACAAAGACGACAAUGUUGAGUCGCAACUUUCUCAAAAGGAAGAAGAUAACUUCUUUGAUCUGCUGUCCCGGUUUCAAUCAGGCAGAAUGGACGAUCAGCGUUGCGCGCUCAACACGAAGCGCAACCCAAAGUAUCGAACACUCACGCCAGAAGUCUCAGAUAUGGAUGAUAAAGACGGUGAAGAUCUGCUAGAAUUAAUCGCUGGAAUGCAAAGCAAACGGAUGGACGAACAACGCGUGACAUUGCCUUAUCUGCCAGGACUGAAUACCAAUCAGGACUCGGAUGAUUCCUUCAUCGAGAUGCUCGUCAAAUGCCAGAGUUCACGUCUAGAGGACCAACGAAGUCCUUUACCGGCUGCAUCAACAUUGCAAGAUGCCGAGGAGGAAAGGGGCCGAAGAGCCAAUGGAAAAUCUCAUUCAGGUUCCACUGUGCCCGAGGAGGACCUUUUCGCUCUAAUCCAAAGACUUCAAGCUGGUCGCAUGGAGGAUCAAAGGGCUUCCGGACCCAAGGCAUGCUAAAUCCGCGAGAACAGACGGUGACUUAAGUCCUCACGAUACCUUCCGUUUGCUAAAUUUUUUUGCCUCACGUAUCCUUGAUUAUAUUGACGCCUUCGUUCACUCAUUGCCACAAUUCUACUUACUUCAUUACUUAAUAGAAAAGGUACUAUGUCUGAACGGUCUGAUUCCGAUUCGAAAAGGCAACGAGUCGAAUUAUCUUAAUGGUGAGAACCAAGCAUCGUGCCAGAACGCGUUUUUUUAGACGUUACCAGUGAAAGUCAACGAUACUUCGAAGUUUUAUCGCAUACUAGGUCUUCGCGUAAAAAUGAGAUAUAGGUCUCUCUUGACUAUAUAGGAUUGUUCAAAUUUCCAAACUCGCAUCUCAUUCCUGCGCGUACGCUUUUGCACUGACAAUUGGAGAAGACUGUCUUCAACAACUUUAUAUUGGGUUGUUCGUUUCAUGGAACUUUAAGAGCGUAGUGUAUUAAGAGCUUCUUUAGUUGAAUCAACUUAGCGAAAUACAGCUAGAUGAAUUCAAAGCUGUCACUAUACAGAAGAACUCUGAAAUAAUCAAUAGACGUGGAAUUAUAUUUCACCAUAAUAAUGCCAGUCCUCAUGUCUCAAUGUCCAUAUUGGACUUCGAAUGGGACGUUCUUUCUCAUCUUUCAUAUUCUACCGACUUUGCUCUAUCUGACUACUACCUAUUUCUCUUUAAAAAAUUUUUUUCUGGAGAAAAAAUACGAUUCUCUGGAAGCUCUUAAAAGAGAGCCUUCACGCCAAUUGAUUUUUCGUCAGUAAGAAACUUCUGUUUUGAAACAAAGGCAGCUACCUAAGAGAUGGGCCGAGAUCAUUGAACAAAGUGGUAAAUAUUUUCUUCAAUAAAGUUACUCUUCAAAUAAAAUAUUGCGUCCUAAACUUACAUAGAAGACUUAAAACGAGCUUUCUGAACAACCUAAUAUAACAAUUGCGCGCGGGACGAUGUUUGAACGUUAUUGAUCAAAGGCGAGAAGUCCACGCAAAUAUUAAUUAUUUACCAUCUUGUCACUAAAAGUAUGAAAGAUUCUUUGUAGACUUUAAUUCAAGAUUUAGAAGAUGUUUGCAGACCUUUGAUAUUUACCAAUUAGAGUACUAUUUUCUCUUUCAUGCUCCAAGUGUGGAAACAGUUAAAGAAACGAACUCGUUUUUGCACUCAGGUCUUCGAUUCCGUUCAGAUAGACUUAAUUAUUCAUUCGCGUAAACUGCUGCGUCUACAACGUGGUAAUUAAUUAAUUAAUACUCCCGUAAUCGAUAUUCUAUAGUUUAGCGACUGCUAGCAACCGGUUUUGCGAAAGCAUUACGGAACAAUGCAAUAAUGGAAAUAACUUUUUGGUUGACCGUCUAGUAAUAAUAACUGCCGUUAGUUUCUGGCCACUUGAUCGAAUGAAUUACUGUUUGAGUAAUAUACGAGCUGCAUUCGCCAAAUAAAUUAUUUGCCAAUAAACCGCGAAUAAGUCGCGAAUGUUAAAUGUAAUGCGUUUGCAGGCCGACGACGGUCGCGAUUUAUGUGACAUGCCAGUAACUAGCAUCGGUUUUAGUAUUAUCAAGAUUUUUAUAAUGCCUGCUUUACACGGGUUUAUAAUUGCGCGUGGAAAACAGGUUUUUCCGAACACUGCCAGUUUGAGGGUGUGAAUUAUUUUCGGACGUUUACGUUCGUGACAAACGUGAACGGCCUUUUAAUAUUCCACAUUCUCAAGAGAUUGUAGGUUUAUUAUUUUAUACACAUAUAUAUAUUUUUGUGCAUAUUUCAAUUUCACUUCCAUCUCUAUAAGGGGAAGCGCGAUUAUUUUUUGAAAGACUAUAUUACGCGUAGAGACAUUUAAAUAGUGAAUGAAGAAGGUAUUCACGCACCGCCAAGUUUUGCUAUCAGUAACUCUCUUGAUUGCUAAAUAAUUGAGAACGGAUAACGUCAUCAAACAAAUCGUGCAUUUUACGAAGAGUCAAAAAGUAAAGUGUAUUUAUAAUCUUCUUUUAUGAUAUGCAAAAUAUUAUAUAGCAUUUCUUUCGCACCUGUCUGCAAGUUUUCAGUCGUGACUGGAGCCAUAUUAUGUGUCACACUAUCGUUUAUAAAUUUAGGAAUACUUGAAAUUUUCUCACAUCUCACGAAAAGUUAAGUUAAGAGAAGUCUUUAAAAGUUUUUGAAAAAGUUUAUAUUAAUCGACAACAUAUUGUAAUAAAAAUUUUGUUUCUUCUCUUUCUUUUUGUAAUAUUUUUUCUAUGAUCUUUAAUUUUAUAAUAAAUGAAGUUAAAAACGUUUUGUAAAAAUAAGUUUUUACAAAAUUCGAUAAUAUUGCAAAAAAUUAUCGCAUUAAUUUGAAAAGAAAACAUUCAAUUUUUAUCUGACGAUGUUUCAUCAAAUUACGGCGACUUAAAGUAAAAUAAAAAAAUUGAAAAACUAACAAUUUUAAAUUUUAGAAACAAUAUCAAAGAAAUGAAACUAAAUAAAUAAAUUUACAGAUCUAUUUUGUUAAAAUGCACUUAUUUUAUUUUUCAACUAUAAAAUAAAUGUUUUAAUCUGUUAUUCCUCUUUAAUACAUGCAUUAUAAACAACAAUAAAUAUAAAGAUCAAUCAAAAUUCUUUGAAAUGUGAGUUAACAAUGUAAAAUGUCAUAUUAUAUAAAAUCACUUAAAUUAAAAUUUGUUACAAUAAGUUGUAUAGUAAUAAAUUCAUGAAUGGCGUUCUCAAAUAAAGAAACUUGUGACAACUCGCAUUAUCAAACAUGGUUAACUGUAAAUUUUAUCAGUGAUUCUAUAUAAACAAACCCACUUUUAAUAAAUUAAACACGAUAAUAAAUUAUAAACCUACGUGUAUAAACGGAGAAUCAGAGGAUAACGAAAUGUAUUGAAAGAACACCAGCAUCUUGGCUAAUCUUGACUUAACUGUUCGUGAGAUGCGAGGAAAUCACAAGCGCUCCCUUUAUGAACGGUAUUGCAACUUUUCUGGAAUUUCCAGAAAUCUAUGUUUAUACAAGAUUUAGCUAUCGUUAUCACUAGUUUAUAGUUAACAAGGAUAUUAGGUAACGUAGUGUGUUGAUUACGUUCUAUAAGCGACUUACACUUUAUUUCUUGAUUCACUACACAUAUAUAUUCACUAUACGUAUAUAUAGUUGCUGUUGGAUCAAAUAUUUUUGAGGGAUUUUAGAUAGAGGAGAAGUUAUGAUUCUUUAUAGACAAACAAAGACACGGUGCAUGAAUGUUACAUUUGCUUAAUGUAUGUUCAAAUAGAAUGAAAAUUUGUAGCGAAUAUCAGUGCCAAAGAUUCUCAAUAUGUUAAAAAAGGGAAAGAAUCCGUUUAAUAGGGAAGGAAAGCAAGCUUAUAUCGACUGUCUCGUCAUUGUCGCACCAAUUUUUUCCAUGAAGGCUUACUUAUCAUUGUAUUGUAAAGAUAUUGACGACGAUACUCGUUAUCUGACAUUAUUUCAAAAUUGACGAAGUAUGAAUUAAAUAAUAAUUCUCUUUGUAUUUAGCGGUUAGAAAAUUAGUUUCCUCCAGCGUAUUUUCAUUUUCAGAUAUACAUAUUUUCAGAACUUUGAAAACUACAUUCAAAACUUUUCGUAUAAUACAAUAUCUGUUUAGCGGACUUUAUUUAAGGAUUUAAAUUAGAGUUAAUUAGCCGAAUAUGAAGAGGAUAUGUUUAGCUGUAACGCUGUUCUGAUGAUCAAAUAUGUUGUACAUAUUUGAGUAAUCCAUGCAGAUUAAAAGGUCGACUUAGCGACGAACCGAAUUACAACGAUGUUGUCAUUUAUGCGAAAAAAGAAACAGGAAAAGUUAUCGAUAAUAUAAGAAAUAUAAGUUGACAAUUGAUUCAACAAAAGUGCAAGAAUAGUGAUAUACCGAAAUGAAAUCGCUGAAUAUCUUUUGCUAGGUAUUGUUAUGACAUUAUAAUUGCGAAAAGAAUUGUACAUACAUGGAUAGAGCUUUGAUUUGAUCGGAGAGAGAUGAAAUUAUUACUGUGAGAAUACUAAAAGACAAAUCAUGCUGAUUGUAGGACUUUUGCGGUCCUUUUCUUUACCAUUAUAUUUCUAUAGUCUACUUUAGAUUACUUUACCUUAAUCUUUACUUAUGUAACAAAUAUUCAUUAUAUUAAACAUUAUUAAUAAUAGGUUCUUCAUACUAAUUGACAUGUAAUUUUUAGUUUCACGAUUAUCGAGGUAUAAAUACAUUCCAUUCUGUCCAUAUGAUAGUAUAUAAUAUGUAAAGGAUCAAUAAAAAGUAUAUACUUUUUUCAGAA